CUUGACAAUAUGGUCUUUGAAAAAAGCAGCGCGGCUAAUUCAAGAUGGCGGAGAUGGACCAGCUAGACGAGAGCUCUUCAGCAGAGGCGCUAGUCAGUCUGAAAGAGGGCAGUCUGUCAAAUACUUUGAAUGAGAAGCAAACAAAAGCUCACAACACGAGAGGAAGACACACCUUGGUGUCCAUGGAAACGCCCACACGGAGCUCCAAGAGGAGCAGACUGUUCAGAGAGGAGGAGGAGCAGCGCCUCCCAUCCAGAUCCCCUAGAAGGAGCCAGAGGGUCACCUCUGUACCCCAGAAGUUUGCUAAUGUGACGACCCCAGAUAAGAAAGUGUCUCAGAGAAUCGGGCUGAGGUUGAGAAACCUUCUCAAACUUCCUAAAGCACACAAAUGGUGCAUCUACGAGUGGUUCUAUUCUAACAUAGACGGACCGUUAUUUGAAGGUGACAAUGACUUCUGCCUGUGCCUGAAAGAAUCCUUCCCCAACCUGAAGACCAGGAAGUUGACCCGUGUGGAGUGGGGUACAAUCAGGAGACUGAUGGGGAAACCCAGACGGUGUUCGUCUGCGUUCUUUGCUGAGGAGCGGACUGCGCUGAGACAGAAGAGGCAGAAGAUGCGUAUGCUGCAGCAGAGGAAGUUUUUCGACGUGGCACACUGCAAAGACCUCCCCGACGAGAUCCCCUUGCCGCUCGUCAUAGGAACCAAAGUCACCGCUCGUCUUAGGGGAGUCCAUGACGGCCUGUUCACUGGGCAGAUCGAUGCCGUGGAUACGGGCGCUGCCACUUACCGUGUGACCUUUGACCGGAAUGGGCUGGGCACACACACCGUGCCUGAUUACGAAGUACUGAGUAAUGAGCCCAACGAGACCAUGCCCAUCUCAACCUUCGCACAGAAACUGAGACCCUCCCGCUUCCAGAACUUCAUGACCCCUCCCAGAGUGACCUACCCCUCUGCCACCACACCAGUCCUCAUGGACAAUGAUCCCCUCAUCAGCCAGUCUCCAUGGAAAAACAAACUCCCUGGAGCGGACGGGGACACGCUUGGAGGGUUCCCUGUCAAGUUCCUCGUCCAAGUGACGAGGCUCUCCAAGAUCCUCAUGAUCAAGAAAGAACACGUCAAGCACUUAAAGGAUAUGAACGCAGAAGCUGAAAAACUGAAGUCGUGCUCGAUGCCUAUAGGCCUAGAGUUCCAGAAGCGUUAUGCCACCACAGUACUGGAGCUGGAGCAGCUCAAUAAAGACCUGAACAAGGUGCUGCACGAGGUCCAGCAGUUCUGCUACGAGCUGGCCCCAGAUCAGGGCAUGGCUCCUGUGGACCGGCCCACAGAGCUGCGUCAGCGCUGUGAGGAGGAGGCCAAGGAGAUGGUGCAGCAGACCAACACCCUCCGUGACGACCAGCAGUGCGUCUCCAACGCCAGCCUCACACACCUCAUCUCAGGCCUCACUGCCUUACUGCUGCAGAUCAAGUGUCUGGCUGAGGGAGGAGACCUGAACUCCUUUGAAUUUAAAUCGCUCACUGACUCUCUGAAUGACAUAAAGAGCUCAAUAGACCCCUCCAACCUCAGUUGCUUCCAGAACAACGUAGAGAUUCACGUAGCCCACAUCCAGAGUGGUCUGAGUCAGCUGGGAAACCUACACGCCUUUGCAGCCAACAACACCAACACGGUCUGAACACACACAAAGAGAGCGGCCUGGUCAGCAUCAACUAAGUGGAACAUGCACACUAUCUCGAGUGACUGAAAGAAGAGGUCGGUUUGUGGCUCCCCUGACUUUCAAACAAAAAGCCCCCACUGAAAUGAUCUGGCUCAACAUGUAGGCUGUUUCUGAGGUUGUGGGGAAAUAUCCUUAGUUUUCUCACAACUGUUUGAUUUUAUUGUAUAUAUGUCUUUGAAAAUGACUUGUUUACUGUAAUGAACACAGACAAAAUGUCAUGUCAAACCGACCCUAGUCUAUAGACUAGACUUUGGUCACUGCAAGAAUUCACAACCCAAUUUAUGUUGUAGAUUUAUUCUAUGGUCUCAUGUGCCAAACAGUACUUCAAGCAGUUUCUAUUAUAAUACAUAUUUAUUUUUAAGAGUUGGUGAUAAAACAAGAUUUACCAUUUGGAGCUUCCCUUUGUGAGUCAAUGUUUUGUGUUCCUUUACUCCACUGGUAGUAAGCACAGGGUAGGCUAAAGAAUGUUUUGUAAAAUUGUUUAUUGUAGAUAUUUGUACAAUACCUUUGAGUACUCUGAUUUAUCGUUAACAUUUCUGUAACAUACUCGGAGAUGGCUUUUGUAAUUGUGUGCACUGAAGAAAUUUUUGUAUUUUUGUAAAAUGAUAAUUCUGGUUUUUGAUGCAGUUGACGCAAAUUGAUUGGCAGCCUCGAAUGGGGCAUUGUUGAAGCAUCAGACCGACAUGUAACCUAAAUUCAAACAAUACUAAGGUGAUAAAUGUUUGUUUCCAGAAUUUCUCCAGUUCACCUUUUUUUGUUUUGUAAAUCUGUAUAUGGGAAUUUGUAAAUAUUCCUUGCUCUCAUUUUAUAUUAAACACAUAGCCAAGAAAACAUGAUUUUGUGACAAUUGAUACGGAUCAGUGAGGGGAAAAAUUACACAGCAGGGGUAGAUUAAAUAUAAUAUUUUAUUUGGUAGCCUGUUUGAAAACGAAGACAAUCAAAAUAAUAUACAAUAAAUAAGUA
This is a messenger RNA of Salvelinus namaycush (lake trout), 2672 nucleotides long. RefSeq names its product lin-9 DREAM MuvB core complex component (gene lin9). Gene Ontology annotation, molecular function: DNA binding. Gene Ontology annotation, biological process: regulation of cell cycle; DNA-templated transcription; regulation of transcription by RNA polymerase II. Bases 45 to 1667 code for a protein of 540 amino acids. Gene Ontology annotation, cellular component: transcription repressor complex; nucleoplasm. The transcript has 15 exons. Lineage: Eukaryota; Metazoa; Chordata; Actinopteri; Salmoniformes; Salmonidae. The record is from RefSeq and is a predicted model, not a curated record.